Molecule: messenger RNA, 1323 nt
Organism: Triplophysa dalaica
Lineage: Eukaryota; Metazoa; Chordata; Actinopteri; Cypriniformes; Nemacheilidae
Gene: calb2b
Product: calbindin 2b
Exons: 11
Coding region: 99-914 (271 amino acids)
Biological process (GO): regulation of presynaptic cytosolic calcium ion concentration; regulation of long-term synaptic potentiation
Cellular component (GO): synapse; cytosol; nucleus
Molecular function (GO): calcium ion binding
Source: RefSeq, a predicted model, not a curated record
CCGGUAAUUACAGUGUCUCACAGAGGUGUAAAGGAGUGCUGCCAAGACAGGACAUAUAUUUCCUUAAAAAUCAGAAAAGGAGAGGGAAAACGAUAAAUAUGGCGAAUAAGGCACCAAAGGGGCUUCAUCUGCACCAGGCGGAACUCACUGCAACACAAUUUCUCGACAUCUGGAAUAAAUUCGACACUGACGGGAAUGGCUGCAUUGAAGGGAAAGAACUAGAACGUUUCAUUCUGGAGCUUGAGGUAGUGCGGAAAGGCACAGGCGCGGAUACUUCAAAGGCUUCGUUCAGAGACCGAAUGAAAGAGUUUAUGCUGAAAUUCGAUGAGAAUGGUGAUGGGAAGAUCGAGAUGUCAGAGCUGGCUCAGAUCCUUCCAACAGAGGAGAAUUUCCUCUUAUGCUUCAGACAGUUUGUUGGGUCCAGUGCAGAGUUUAUGGCAGCAUGGAGAAAGUAUGACACGGACCGCAGUGGAUACAUUGAAUCUAAUGAACUAAAGGGCUUCCUCUCAGAUCUCCUGAAGAAAGCAAACAGACAUUAUGAUGACAAGAAGCUGAGCGAGUACACACAGACCAUACUCAAAAUGUUUGACCUGAAUGGUGACGGGAAGCUGGGAUUGUCUGAGAUGGCGAGACUUCUUCCUGUGCAGGAAAAUUUUCUCCUCAAGUUUCAGAACAUCAAACUGUCAGCUGUUGAAUUUGAAAGCAUCUUCACCUACUAUGACAAGGACGGUAAUGGUUACAUAGAUGAACACGAGUUGGAUGCACUCCUAAGAGACCUCUACCAAAAACAUAAAAUGGUCAUUGACACUCAAAGUCUGGCCAGCUCGAAGAAGAGCAUCAUGGCGUUGUCUGAUGGAGGGAAGCUGUUUCGGACAGAAUUAGAAAUUGUGUUAUGCAAAGACCCAUCAUUCUGAGCUCUUUCACUUCCUCUACUGUACCGUCACCCACCCCAAACUAGUCGAGGUGCAUGUGGUGGCUCUGAACCACUUUUUAUCCUGUCAAAGUAAAACAGCAUCCAAGACGUACCCCUCUCUCUGUGGCAUGCCCUUCCCAGAGAUAUGGCUUCUCGAUCAUGUGUUCAUCUCUUGCUCGUCUUUUUAAUGUCAUGUAAUUCUUACACUGUGCUAGAAUGGAUAUAUGGUCCUUAUUAUUAUCCUGCUUGUACUAAGGCUUCACUUAAUUUAAAGCUAUUUUAUGCAGUCUGCUCUCUCUCUCUUUUACCAGGACUCUCUUUUUUCUCUCUCUCUUUCUGUCUCUCCCUCUCUCUCUCUCUCUCUCUCUCUCUUUGUUGUCUAGCAAGACUGCAAACUAAAUUGCCAACAC